AUGGACGCAUCUCGCCCUCUGCUGGCUGGAGAUGCUGGUAACGAUGAGGAUCAUAUUAUUCCCUCAACUGACUGUUUAUUCAGAUAUCUAUCGUCUUGUAAUGGUGUAUAUGCUACCAACGGGAAGACGCAGAGCAAUGGCCAUGCACACGAUCUGAUGCCGUACUUCGUCCCUAGUAAUGGCAAAGAAGAUGAGGAUUUGAACGAGGACAAGCUGCUGGUAUGUUAUCAGUCUUGUAGUCAAUGGCCAUGCUGGAAAUGGGUAUUUCCUGAUCGCAUUAGCGAUUAUGAGGACUUUGCCACGUCGGCGCAGAUUGGGGAGAUCUAUUCACUGCGACAGACGGCCCGCGAGCAGUUUGAUCCAAUGUUGCCAGAGGAUGACGAUAUGCUGCAGCAUCUAUGGAGCGGUUUGUUUCCAAUGCUACCUUAUGAAGGACGCGUUAACGUGCGCUGGCGAGACGUGGGUUUUCAAAAUGAUGAUCCGGUGUCAGACCUUCGGACCUCCGGACGGCUGGCUAUCCGGAUGCUACUCUACUUUUCAGAUCAUCUGAACGAUGAAUUCAAGCGUAUGCUAAGGGAAAAUCGUUUUCCCGUGUGCGUGUGCGCACUGAACUUGCUCGAGAUGCUGUUGUGCCACUUAAAACUCAAGGAGCCACUACCACUUGUUUGUCCGUGUUGCGGCACGGAGAACGCCGAUCUGGAGACAUCACAGCAACCCAGUCGGACUCAUCCAGAGCUGUGUGGUUUCACAGCAUUAAUGAGCGACGCGUCCUCACUCGCGUCAGCAGCUUUUUCUCAUCGAUUAGCGUGUGCAGAAGGCGGGCCUGCAGAGGUAGCUCUUGCGCAUGUAUUUGCCCACUCACUUUUAGUGAUGGACGACGUAUGGAAGCAACAGCUGCAGCGAAACCCGACCACGACGCUAAUGUACUUCCGUGAAGCCCUUGUAGAGACUCGAACACGUAUUGUGGUUUUCCUUUCUCGCCGAUGCAUCCCCCUUACGCUAGCAGAGCUUGAUGUAUGGGGCUAUCGGCAGCUAGCACGGUGCCAUAGUAUUCGAGAGAAUACGUAG
Molecule: messenger RNA, 1068 nt
Organism: Peronospora farinosa
Lineage: Eukaryota; Oomycota; Peronosporomycetes; Peronosporales; Peronosporaceae
Source: the annotation of a GenBank genome assembly